UUUUUCGUUUUAUUUUUUUUUUGGCUGUUGAUCUGCCCCGCCGGUGUUGUUUGUCAUUCUAGCUUCACAGAGUCACACAAGUGACAUAACUCGUGACCAACAACAGUGUACAUCAAUCAAGCUCUAGAACCAUCGUCAAAUCAUCGUGCCGUUGUACUACGCUAGCUACAGCUACUAUACAUGGUAUAGUCUCGUAUUGGAUUCAAAAUAGCGAAUUGCCUCAACCGGAUUGAGUCACGCAAAUCAUAUCACUCAACGUCAGCGAUGGGCAAAGAGACUCCCCUUGUGUCAUCUCGACGUCUCUCCAACGCCGAAGGCGAUCCUGUCGCUGUUGUCCGCGUUCGAAAUCUCCAAACGACUAUCCAAGGACCCAAAGAUGCCUGGGGUCGAGGUUCUAAGCAGCAGCCUCUUCUGAUAUCCGCCGAGGUGUCACUGACGCAUGCGUUCCCCUCAUCGUCGUCAGACGACAAGGUCGCUUCCGAUACCGUUCACUAUGGGCUCCUUAGCAAAUCUAUCCUCAGCACACUGGAGAAGUUGCCCAGGUCAGCUUUGUCGUUGAGCGAUGUGCUCAACAGGCUCUGGGUUGACCUUACUGGUUUCCAGUACACUGGCGUGAAGGAGCCUUCCGCACAAAACAGAAAGGCUUUCCUCGAUAUGAGCCUUAUCCGAAGGCUUUCAGUCUCGCUCGUUCUGCCCAAGGCCUCGUUGAUGGGAAGUGCAAUCCGACUCUCGGGAUCGUGUCUCUUCGCCGACUCAGCCAUCACCGCGCGAAGUCUGGAGCUGGGUCUGGAAGGGAUCAGAGUGCCAACACUCAUCGGUGUCAACAGCAAUGAGCGAAACGCUAAGCAAGUCGUCAUCACAAACAUCCGCAUCGAUGAAUACCAAACCGCACACGAUGACUAUGCUGUAAUUGAGAGUACCAUUGUUGAUGCCAUGUCAGAAUCGUCAUUUGAAACUCUGGAGGCUUUGGCAGCAAGUCUGGCUUUCCAUAUUGCCCGGGAACUCAGGACCAAGCGUGACGAUUUCUACGGACAAAUCAUUCGCAUUGGACUCGAGAAGCCAACAGCCGUGCCUCUGGCCGAGGCUGCCUGUGUUGAGCUCACGGUCAGAACCGAAGAUGUCAAGAUCGAGGUCUCUAAGACGAAAGAUGUUAGGUUUGAUGAUACUAGAAACCAGAUUGCGCACUCGAAUGACAGGAAGUCGUAGUGCACUUGGGCUUAGGUAGAAGUGUGAUACGGGGAGUAAAAAGUCGGUCGCAUGUGCCUAUAUGGCUUCUUGGAUGUAUUAUUCCUUUUUCAACUGCUCAAGUUCGCUUUCGACAGCCUGCAUAUUCUGUACAUGACGCAGUAGGUAGUAUUGAUCAACGUAUAUGGCGUUAUCAACACCAAUGCUUCAGCAUAUCCAGCUUACUCCAACAAAGACGAACCGCCGUAAGUGAUACCUGUUUAGUAACUCUCAACACUCACUUGUGAACCCCCAUUCCUGCCCGCGGAACGUCUCCCUUCGUGACCUUCCGUACAAAGUCGGGAUCGGGGUUGAAGAGCAUGACGUGAAAGUGCUGCACGGUAUUGACUGAUUGCAAAGAAUGCCAGUUCCUAAACCAAAGAACCUAUGCACAUGAGCCUCACAAAUGAAUCACCUGUAGUGACAGGAAAGACUCACAUUC
Fusarium odoratissimum NRRL 54006 is the source of this 1666-nucleotide messenger RNA. RefSeq lists its product as uncharacterized. The transcript is spliced from 2 exons. Gene Ontology annotation, biological process: folic acid-containing compound metabolic process. Lineage: Eukaryota; Fungi; Ascomycota; Sordariomycetes; Hypocreales; Nectriaceae. Gene Ontology annotation, molecular function: dihydroneopterin aldolase activity. The record is from RefSeq and is a predicted model, not a curated record. Bases 265 to 1206 code for a protein of 313 amino acids.